AUGCCCCGCGGCCCAGAGUCUCUUUUGCUCUGUCGUACGACGGCUUUCCACUUCUUCCUUACGAUGUCUGACUCGAUUCGACUUCCGUCGAAGAAGCGCAAGGCCUCAGAGGGCAAGGAUGGGAAGAAGAAGAAGUCAUCGAGCUCGAGUUCGCACUCAUGGCUGUCGACCUUCCAGGCUCCAUCUACUAGUAACGGCACAACCUCUUUGCCAGUGCCAGCAUCGGAUUCCCUUGACCCCAUGCCCCAUCCCCUUGUUCUGCCUGAAGCUUCCUCUGAGCCCCUUACCGCUCCAGACGCCCUCAAGUCAUGGGAUGUCCACGACACGAAUGACGAAAUCGGCGUUGCCCUUUCAAACGGUCGUCCUCCCUCGCCUCAGGCUGUUGUUCCCGUCCCAGAUGUUCAAGAACAAGAUAUUCUACCGAAUACAUCGCGGGACUCAGUUGCCGUCGGGAUACCAGAGCCGGAACCGGAAGCUUAUGCCGCUGAACCGCCAAUUCCCGAACCUGAAGAGCCUCAAUGCUUAACGCCAAAGGACAACAAGUACUAUUUCGAGAGUGGGGACUGCACGUUUUUGGUCGGCGGCGUGCUCUUCAAGGUACAUAAAUAUGGGUUUCAAAAAGAUCCAGAUUCCGCAUUCGCCAAUAUGUUCAAAGACGCUCAAGGCGAUGUCUCAGCGCCCAUACCGCUAUCUGACUCAAGUGAAGAUUUUCGUUUACUGUGCUGGGUGCUUUAUGCUCCUUUGAGCAAGAUAUUCCGCCUGGCAACUCAACCAAACGAUAAUAUCGACGUCAAGAAGUAUCUUCGCAUUCUCGACAUCGCCCACAAGUACACUUUGGUGGACGUUGAAACAUGGGCUUGGAGUAUGGCGCAGCUUAACCCUUCCGCGAUGCCCAGCCAUCUGGAUAGCUGUUCGGAAGGAGACCUCGUUGAGCUGUUUGGCCUUGCUAUGCGAUGCUCCACCUCAGCGCGAGAGUUUGUGCAGCUGGUCGAGACUGCAUGGCUCGGGCGUGUCAAGCGCGAUGAGUUGCGAUGCAGUCGUGCAUUGACCGUGGGGGAAUACUACGGUCGCAGGGAAUUUCAAGGCAAUCUUUUCAUGGAGAUGCGGAAUAGACUCACCAAUGGGUCGAUCUGGACUUCUCCGCAGCUGGGUCUUCAAAAUCUACAUCUAACGAAAGUCCAAUCGGAUCGCCUUCUGCUUGGCUUUGUCACUAUGGCCAGCCAGAUGGCCAGCAUACGCCAAUUGCUGUCCUCGGAGCUACCCAUCGCAGGCGCCAACCUAAACAGAAGCUUCGGCCCUUCGCAUUACCAUAUAUCUUGCGAAGACGAAUGGCGGACAAUGUGUCAUGAACGGAGUUUCGAAUAUGACAAUCCAGUCGGUGCUCGUUUGAUUCUUGAAGACGCGGGGAAAUCAGCCUACUAUACGUGCGUGAUAGAGCGCUUCCAGGUCGUGGCAGCCGAUUUGAAGCAAUACGUUCCCGACAAGGCUGCGGACUACUUCCUUGGACCUGUCGUAUCAGCAACGCCUCUACAGGAUAAACCGCCAGAGAUGCUGCCUCCAAAACCUAUAGAAUAG
This is a messenger RNA of Mycena indigotica, 1575 nucleotides long. RefSeq lists its product as uncharacterized. Bases 1 to 1575 code for a protein of 524 amino acids. The record is from RefSeq and is a predicted model, not a curated record. NCBI's taxonomy places the organism in Eukaryota, Fungi, Basidiomycota, Agaricomycetes, Agaricales, Mycenaceae. The transcript is spliced from 4 exons.